GUUUCCAAAGCAAUGUGGUCCCUGAGCACCGCACCCCUGCCGUAAGCUCUAGGAGACCCCAGGCAAACAUCGCCGGAUCUAGUUCUUUCUCAUUUCCGUUUGGGAAGGCGAAGGCGAGGAUCUCGGACAGACUGCACGAGGAGAAGCUCCUACUGCUGCUGCCGCUGCUGGAAGCAUGCUGCCUGGUCUGCUGAGGGGGGAUUUCUUUUAAGAAUCAAGCUUUUCCUGUAGGCUCGAGGACCCAUCUCCGCACGCAGGGUGGAAGGAGAAAACCGACUCUGUUCUCCGACUAACACACGUGUGGACCAGGGUACACAAGCCUCUUGACUCCCCCAAGCUCAUAUUGGACAGCAGAGACCAGAAUUCCAGAAGGUGAAGUCAAAGGAAAGUGCCUGAGUGUAGAAAGGUCACCAAAGUACUUGAUUUCCAGGUCACAGUCCUAUCUGCUGUUUCUAAACACAGACAUCAUGCCCAGGGGACAUAAGAGUAAGGCUCGUGCUCGUGAGAAGCGCCGCCAAGUCCAAGAUGAGGCCCAGGGGCUCAAGAAUGCUCAAGCCAAGGCAGCAGAGAAAGGAGAGUCGUCCUCCUGCUCUGAUCAUGAUUCUGGAGAUGCUGUUGCAAGCACCUCUACUGCUGGCUUCCCUCAGAGCAAGGCACUUACCACCUCUACUGCUGGCUUCCCUCAGAAGUCUAAAUCUCAGGGUCAGGCACCCACCACUACUGUUAGGAAAGUUGGUCCCUACAGAAGAUCUCGUAAAAGUACCAAAGGCCCAAGGGAGGAAAGCACUAGUUGUACUAGGGUCCCAAGCUUCAUUGAGAACCCACAGAAUGAUCUUUUAACAAGGAAAACAGGUAUCCUCAUGCAGUACCUGCUCUGUAAGUACAAAAUGAAACAGCCAGCCAAUAAGGGAGAAAUGCUGAAAGUUAUCAACAAAAGGUUCAAGGAGCAGUUGCCUGACAUCCUCAAGAAAGCCUCUGAGCGCAUUCAGCUAGUUUUUGGUCUUGAGGUGAAGGAAAUUAAGCCCAAUGGUGGCUACUACACCCUUGUCAGUAAGUUAGAUCCCAAUGUGGGUGGUACUCUGACCACUAGCCUGCCAUUUCCCCAGAAUGGGCUUUUAAUGCCUCUGCUGGGUGUGAUCUUCUUAAAUGGCAAUCGUGCUUCUGAGGCAGAUAUCUGGGAAUUCCUGAAUAUUUUGGGAAUUCAUGAUGGAAAGGUGCACAUAAUCUUUGGGGAGCCCCGGAAGCUCAUUACCAGAGAUUUGGUUAAGGAGAAGUAUUUGGUAUACCAAAAGGAGGCCAAUAGUAAUCCUCCAUCCUUUGAGUUCCUUUGGGGUCCCCGAGCCUAUGCUGAAACUACCAAGAUGAAAGUCCUGGAGUUUUUAGCCAAGGUCAAUGAGACCGUUCCUCAGGCCUUCCCAACUCAUUAUCAAGAGGCUUUGAGAGAUCAGGAAGAGAGAGCCCAAGCUGAAGCUGUAGGCAGUCCUGGCACUAGUGCCAAAGAUGAGGCUGAGUCUAAAGUCAGGCCUGUUAAUUCCUCUUGCAAAGAUGAUGCUGAGUCUAAAGUCAGGCCUGUUAAUUCCUCUUGCAAAGAUGAUGCUGAGUCUAAAGUCAGGCCUGUUAAUUCCUCUUGCAAAGAUGAGGCUCAGUCUAAAGUCAGGCCUGUUAAUUCCUCUUGCAAAGAUGAGGCUCAGUCUAAAGUCAGGCCUGUCGACUCCUCUCACAAAGGUGAGGCUCAGUCUAAAGUCAAACUUGUUGACUCCUCUUCCAAAGAUAAAGCAAAGUCUAAAGCCAAACAUGUUGAUGCCUCUUCCAAAGAUAAAGCAAAGUCUAAAGCCAAACACGUUGAUGCCUCUUGCAAAGAUAAGGCAAAGUCUAAAUAAAGUCUUACCUGCCGAACUCCUCUUAUUCCUAGAGAGAUUAGAGGCAGAUACAUCUUUAGGUUUGGAACAGGGUUUUCCACCUUAAAAGUAGUGAGAGGCUGAUAGUUCAUAAUACAAGUUCAUAAUAAACAUCUUACUAUACUUUCGUUAUACCUUAGUAUUUUUAAGUAUUUCUCUUUUUUGGAAUCCUUAUAUAGGUUCAGAACUCAUAGGUAUAAUUGCCUAUAUCAUAUUAUUUGUUGCUGUAAGAUUUUAAGUAUAAGAAUUUUGAUAUUCUCUUUUACAUUGUAAAAACCCUCACAUCUUUUAAGUUGAUGACUAAGCACCUAUUACUCUGUAAUGGAGUUUUUCUUUGAAACAUGUGAGAGGGUAAUUUGUUCUUAAAAUAGAGGAAAACAAAGCAAAAUGUGUAAACUGCCAUUUUCCCUUAUUCACUUUUGUUUAUAUUUCACUGUUUGGUAAAGUUUGAAGAAGUCUACUCUGUUGUUAGCUGAAUAAAAAUGCAAAAAAAUUUUA
Messenger RNA from Rattus norvegicus (Norway rat), 2396 nucleotides. It is a transcript of the gene Mageb2, whose product is annotated as MAGE family member B2. Lineage: Eukaryota; Metazoa; Chordata; Mammalia; Rodentia; Muridae. The record is from RefSeq and is a predicted model, not a curated record.